AUGCACUUUUUCGUUCGCCUUCUCCAGGCCCUUUUAGCCCUCUUUCUUCUCGGAAAUGCAAGUGCCGAGCAUACAUCGAACUGGGCUGUGCUAGUUUCAACAUCAAGGUUUUGGUUCAAUUACCGCCAUCUCGCCAAUGUCCUGUCCCUUUACCGCACUGUGAAACGUCUCGGCAUUCCCGACUCCCAGAUUAUUCUCAUGCUUCCCGACGAUAUGGCUUGCAACCCUCGCAAUGCCUUCCCGGGGACCGUCUACAGUAAUGCGGACCGUGCCGUCGAUCUCUACGGCGACAACAUCGAGGUCGACUAUAGGGGAUACGAGGUCACGGUGGAGAACUUCAUUCGCCUGUUGACUGAUCGAUUGGAUGAAGACGUUCCUCGCAGCAAGCGACUUGGAUCUGAUGCAGGAAGCAAUGUUUUGGUUUACAUGACAGGCCACGGGGGCGAUCAGUUUCUCAAAUUUCAAGAUGCUGAGGAGAUUGGCGCAUGGGACUUGGCUGAUGCGUUCGGGCAGAUGUGGGAGAAGAAGCGCUACCAUGAACUUCUUUUCAUGAUCGACACGUGUCAAGCCAACACGAUGUUUACACAUUUCUAUUCGCCCAAUAUUGUCGCUACAGGCUCCAGCGAGCUCGACCAGUCUUCCUACUCUCACCAUGCGGACAACGACGUCGGCGUUGCCGUCAUCGAUCGCUGGACGUACUAUGUGCUGGAGUUCUUGGAGACACAGGUAACCAGUGCCAACUCUAAAUUGACCCUGGGGGAUCUUUUCGACUCCUAUGACUUGUCAAAGAUUCAUUCGCAGCCCGGUGUCCGUUGGGAUCUUUUCCCCGGUGGCGAGCAGGAAGGUCGUUUGCGCACGGUAGUCGACUUCUUUGGCAAUGUCCAGAAUGUAGAGAUUGAGAAUGCCAAUGCCACCGACCCCGGAUCUCUCAAGGAAGACCUUGCUGAAAUCGCGCGACUGGUCGAGAAAUGGCGCAAGCGGGAUGCAGAGUACGCUGCUAUUAUCGGUAACUCGACGUCUCAGAGCACAGACACCCAGUCCUCUACUAUACGUUUGAAGUCUAAGAAGACAGUUGGCCCCACGAAAAUGGCCGACGAAAGCAGCUGGGCCAAGCGCCUAGUUGGGUUGUCCGUUGUUGGGGCGUGCACUGCCGCCUGGGUCGCUGGUACAAUACUUGGUCGAAGCGCUUGA
Penicillium oxalicum is the source of this 1191-nucleotide messenger RNA. Its product is annotated as GPI-anchored transamidase. Gene Ontology annotation, biological process: attachment of GPI anchor to protein; protein localization to cell surface; proteolysis. Gene Ontology annotation, molecular function: GPI-anchor transamidase activity. The transcript has a single exon. Gene Ontology annotation, cellular component: GPI-anchor transamidase complex. Lineage: Eukaryota; Fungi; Ascomycota; Eurotiomycetes; Eurotiales; Aspergillaceae. The coding region runs from base 1 to 1191 and encodes 396 amino acids. The record is from RefSeq and is a predicted model, not a curated record.